Molecule: messenger RNA, 270 nt
Organism: Geodia barretti
Lineage: Eukaryota; Metazoa; Porifera; Demospongiae; Tetractinellida; Geodiidae
Source: the annotation of a GenBank genome assembly
AUGAUUGAUCACGGCUCCCACCCACGGGAGGGCGACAUCGAAAUCAACGUCUGCAAGGAAAAGAAACUGACGAAUAUGCGUUCGUCAACGGCCGACGUGGCCAAACGCCUGAAGGCCACCAUAAACAUGAGCCUGGAAGAAGCCCUCGCUUUCAUCGCCGACGACGAACUGCUGGAGGUCACCCCGGAAAACCUGCGCCUUCGCAAGAUGGAGCUCUACGCCCUGGACCGCAAGCGUCAUCGCCGGGACGGGUCUAGGCCCCGGGAUUAG